Molecule: messenger RNA, 7171 nt
Organism: Cololabis saira (Pacific saury)
Lineage: Eukaryota; Metazoa; Chordata; Actinopteri; Beloniformes; Belonidae
Exons: 5
Coding region: 1472-3514 (680 amino acids)
Source: RefSeq, a predicted model, not a curated record
GAGAGGCUGUAACCUCUCAGGGGACAUCUGUCCACUUCUGUCCUCAGUUCUCAGCUCUCAGUCCUCCAGUCUGACAGAACUGGACCUGAGUAACAACCACCUGCAGGAUUCAGGACUGAAGAAGCUGUGUCCUGGACUGGAGAGUCCACACUGUCACCUGGAGUCUCUCAGGCUGUCAGGCUGUCUGAUCUCAGAGGAAGGAAGUUCUUCUCUGGUCUCAGCUCUGAGCUCCAACCCCUCCCACCUGAGAAAGCUGGACCUGAGCUACAACCAUCCAGGAGAGUCAGCAGGGAAGCUUUUGUCUGCUGGACAGGAGGAUCCCCGCUGGAGACUAGACACUCUCAGGGUGGAGCCUGCUGGACAACGAUUUCUGACACCAGGUCCGUCGAAGUAUUCAUGUCAACUCACCAUCGACACAAACACAGUCUACAAGUAUAUCCAACUGUCUGACAACAACAGGAAGAUGACACGUGUGAAGGAGGAUCAGUCAUAUCCUGAUCAUCCAGACAGGUUUGAUUACUGGGAUCAGCUGCUGUGUAGAGAAGUUCUGACAGGUCGCUGUUAUUGGGAGGUCCAGUGGAGAGGAGAUGUUUCUGUAUCAGUGUGUUGGACCACCGUCCAUAUGGUUAUGAAUUCAUGACAUUUAUGAUUGGGUGAACAUUUAUUUUGGACCAGUAAAGGGCCGAAGCCAAAGCUAAAGUCUCAUGAUCCCUGCCUCAUGGUGAGUUUACGACACCUCCAGCGUGGUCUGGAGAACGGAAAGACCCCAUGGACACCAGGAUUUGCAUAUGUGACCCUCUUGGUGAUAAGGCACCACACUUUGAUUGGACAAGGACCCCGAGCUGCAGGAAGGGGUAUCUACUUCCUGUAUGCAGCUAUAAAAGAGAAGACCGCCCUCUCUCCGGCCUCUUCUCUCUUUUCUGCUUCUUCCUUCUCACCCACAGGUCUCUGUAACACCAGGGAGCCAGCCAAGGGCCGGCUUUCUCCUUCGUGAACGAAGGAGCGUCCGUUUUGCAGCGCUGCACGAGCGACCCACGCAGUUCCGAGCCCAGAAAGCCGAACUAGGGACCCUGCAUUGCCUCGACGUGAACGCGACGCCGAUCCGAAGUUGAAGGAAGCCAAGUGCUGUGCCCAGCUGCCAUCCCCUCAUCUGCAGCAAGGACACAGGAGGGAGUGAUAACCGCUUUAUCAGGAUCCCCUGCUGAGCGUAAACACCCAGCUGUUCCCCGAGGAACGCUGACCGACCACCCUUUUUUCCUUCAACUGCAAAGAUUCACAGUCGCAAGCGAAACACUGGUGUCCGGUUCGUGAACUGCGUGUGGUGUACAGGGCAGGAAACUCAUCGCAUUUGGACGCAGAGCCAGCAGAGGUGACCAGAGGUUGACUAAGAAGGACCGUCAGGCAAGUUCCGUUUGAAUAGGAAGCUUUUCGCCAGGUUCCCUUCCUUCCCGGGCCCCUGGCCAGACGCGCGAUGACUAGCCCAGGUAACCAUGAAGGGGGGGCCGAGGCUUCCCCCAGCGUCACUUUUACCGACACUCAAGAAGUAAUUGCACGCAUUAUGGAAAUACCCAGAGAUGAGCUGAGCAUAAUAAAUGACUAUGACCUCCAGACCUGCGAAGGGAGGAUAGCAGAGCUCACUAGCUUCGCCAAGAAACCGUAUAAAAAAGCCUGUGUAGCCAACGUUCCGGGUAAACUGGCGUUGCUAUGGCAACGUAAGGCAGAACUCCAUGCUGGGGAAAACAAACACAGGUGGCGACAAAAAUACGAGGGGGAAGUGUUGGCGCACUGCGAUGCGCAGGAAGAGAUUGAACGCUUGAAAAGCCUGUUAAGAGAGGCUCAAGCACGAAUCCGAGAAACUAGUCGAUGCGCCUCAGAGGAGGUGAAUAACGUCCAUAAUUAUGAACGUAACGCGGGUGAUAGGAUACAGGAGUUGAUCUCUGUAAUUAAGAGUUCUUCCAGAGAAGCAUUCUUCUCCGAUGUGCUUAGUUGCAAAACCCAGCUCCAGUCACAUAAGUUCAGCCACGUGGAGGAACGCCAUGAAAAGUCAUGGCUGCUCCGUGAGCACGCACUUAGCCUCCGGGAGAAGGCAGUAAGCCUCUAUGAGCAGUCGCUUAGUCUCCGCCAGCAGUCGCUGGACUUUCGUCAGCAGUCACUGGACUCCUGUAACGGGUCCACUCGAAGCUCCGAGAAAAUGGAGCCGCGCUGGGUUGAAAACAAGCAUGGGAACCGCGAGCCACGGCUCGAAUCAGAAAUUAAAGUAGAUCAACUCUCCAGUGUCCCGAUCAUUAACAAUUUGCAGCAGUGUGAUGAAAGGCGUGACCAAUCUCACACUGACCCACGGCCAGCAGGGGGCCAGAGAAAGGAUCCAGCAGUUAACCUGCUUAUCCUGUCUGAGCCCAGGGGGACAGCCAGUAGCCCAAACGCUACUGACACCGUUCCAGACCUUAUCACCUGGGACGAAAUGAAAGUGCAGCCACCGAGGUGCAAAAUGAGGAAAGGGGGGUCAGACUUAAAGCGUGCCCCCCCGUUCACCCUCAGGCCCACUGCUCCGCGUGUUCAAGAUGAGGUGCUGAACCCGAAAUGCGGCCAGCCUCAUAAUCUGAAGGCCGUAAAUCCAAAAUUCCGGGAACCUUUCCCUGAUGGACAAAAACUUGUGUCAGGUGGGUUAAACCCCCACUUUGACCUACCUGUUCCACAACAGACAAGAACUAAUUAUUCUUCUCGGCACGGGGACCGGUUGUAUCAGGAACGUUCUGGUGGACCAGAUGACCCUGACCCGCCACAUAGACAAGGCUUGCGUCUCCGUGACUUUGAGUCCCUGGCCAGUGACAUAGAACACUUUGACCCGGAUGAUCCAGGGUCAAAUAUUGAGAAUUAUCUCGAUGAGGUUCAGGAUUGCCUCCGAGAUUUACCUCAUGCAUCCUCUAGCGAGAAGGUAAAACUUCUUUGGAAAACCACAGCCAGGAGCGUUCGUGUUUUCAUAAGAUCCCUUCCAGCUAAAACCAGAGACUGCUAUGAAGCACUCCUUCAGGCUUUGCUAGAGGAGUAUUUUUCUGAAACCGACUGGGCUUCAGCUACUCUGGCUGCUUCUUCAAUUAAGCACCAGGAGUCAGAAACCCCCAAAGAUUAUUACUGGCGUCUGAGAGCUGCGUUUUUCCAGGGACGCAACACUCCCGGUUUGGAGAAUGAUCGUCAUUUUAAGUCUCUAUUCCUACAUAACCUCCAUGAAAGCGUGCGAUGUAAGGUAACUCUUUACUGCAGCGGGAGGCGAGAUCUCAAAAUGCGAGAAAUCCGCGGGUACGCUGAGCUGGCGUGGGAAACACAGAGACGUCCCACGGUAGAUUCUGAGAACGGUCCACAGAGUGACCGAGAGGUGUUCCACCCCGGUGCUGACGCCAGGGCGCCGCCCAAGAGACGGCGCAGACGUCGUAGAUCAGCAGGCCGGGGGGGUGCCAUAUACACCCUGUUGGCCAGAGCACUGAACGAGCUGCAUGACUCGUCUGCAGCUGACUGACAACUUCUGACCCAGAAGCGCAAAUCCCCCCACCCCUGAAAAAGGGGGGGGCAGGGACCUUGGAGUGUUAGGGAAGUAAAACUCAGACCUACACUCACAAUUUUAUUUCAUUUGUUCUGUUUUUGUUUUUCCGGGUCUAGCAAUUAAUCGCAGAAUGAUUAAAUUGCUAGGGAACAAUACUUUCUUCUUCCGUUACCCGAGGUCGGUUCUGUUACCGGACGGACCCCCUCCGAUCCGUUUCUUUCCUCAGCACCGCUCUGCCAAGGGAUUAACACGUAGUGAACACCCACUGAGCCUGGUCUGCUUUUGGCAGUUACGUAUCGAGGGUCCGUAACCUAACUAACCUCCCUUCUUUUUAUCUUUAUCUACCUCAUUCUGCUAGGAAUGACACUGAACUGCAUAAUCGAAUCCCUUAUCGUUUCUAUAUGUUUUAUGUUUUAUGUUUAUUGUUAUGUUUUAUACCCUAGUCUCAUAUAGCAUAGCGUAUUUCCGUCUGCCCAGACAUGCCUCACCUCUGCCCAGACAAAGCCUCCAGCGCUAUGCUAACCUCUGAACUUUUAAGUACUGUGCCCCUCUGCCAACCAGGACUGCAUCACAUGGACUGUUGCACCGUUGGUAGAUUUGACAACCAGACCCUGCAUUCCCGCUGUCAAAUCUAAGGGGGGAUGUUGGACCACCGUCCAUAUGGUUAUGAAUUCAUGACAUUUAUGAUUGGGUGAACAUUUAUUUUGGACCAGUAAAGGGCCGAAGCCAAAGCUAAAGUCUCAUGAUCCCUGCCUCAUGGUGAGUUUACGACACCUCCAGCGUGGUCUGGAGAACGGAAAGACCCCAUGGACACCAGGAUUUGCAUAUGUGACCCUCUUGGUGAUAAGGCACCACACUUUGAUUGGACAAGGACCCCGAGCUGCAGGAAGGGGUAUCUACUUCCUGUAUGCAGCUAUAAAAGAGAAGACCGCCCUCUCUCCGGCCUCUUCUCUCUUUUCUGCUUCUUCCUUCUCACCCACAGGUCUCUGUAACACCAGGGAGCCAGCCAAGGGCCGGCUUUCUCCUUCGUGAACGAAGGAGCGUCCGUUUUGCAGCGCUGCACGAGCGACCCACGCAGUUCCGAGCCCAGAAAGCCGAACUAGGGACCCUGCAUUGCCUCGACGUGAACGCGACGCCGAUCCGAAGUUGAAGGAAGCCAAGUGCUGUGCCCAGCUACCAUCCCCUCAUCUGCAGCAAGGACACAGGAGGGAGUGAUAACCGCUUUAUCAGGAUCCCCUGCUGAGCGUAAACACCCAGCUGUUCCCCGAGGAACGCUGACCGACCACCCUUUUUUCCUUCAACUGCAAAGAUUCACGUGAGAGGCUGUUUUUGGUGUCUGGGCAGAGAAAACUUUAAGAGUUAGUUUACGCUGUGAGCUGGACUGCUGAUCCCGUCAUAGUUGUGUUUAUUAACUUAAGUGUUUUUGUUUAUCUUCUUAUUGGUCUACUGCUGCAUCCACAUUGCUGGAUCGUUAUGACAUGCUUCUCGACAACCGAAAACAAGGCCCUUCUAAAUUUCCCGGUUGAAUGACCAGAGCGCACGUGUGAAGUUUAGUUUCACCGUGGGGCAUUUCUGGGUGGGAAAGAGCAGAAGGUCUUGGGUUUCUGGUAGUGAGAUAUUAUUUAAGAGUGUCUAUUAUUUUACUUUUCUUCUGCAUCUCUCCCUCUCUUCCUCUCGUACUAACCCCCCCCCCCCCACACACACACACACAGACGCUCCCCUCGGUCGUAAAUUCCCGAGCCAUUCUGAGAUCACAUACACACACACACACACACACACACACACACACACACACACACACACACACACACACACAUGCAGACACGCACACACACACACACACGCACACGCACACACACACUAGUCACACCCCACACGGAUGACUGGAACUUUUGCAUUGUAUAAUUUCUGUCCCUGUUUACGUAGUGUGCCAUCAGAAUUAUUUGGGGUGUUGCGUUUAUCAUCUUUUGACACCCGUAUGUAAAUAAACUCUGAUUGAUUUCUUUAUGAGUGGUUGUGUUAUUUCAUGCAAGAUUUGGUCACAAGUUGAUUUGUUUAAGCAGAGCCUAGUGCUCGAAUUUCACCCUUCAAUUACUGUAUUAGGCAUAAACCUUAAAAUCAUAUGAGACUGAUUUUCUGCUGUUUAAGUUAUCAUUUCUCCGGAUUAAGGCCCGGAGUGGUGCCCCGAGGAGUUUACUUAUCAUAUUGGUCAUUCAAUUUGAUAAAUAGUCGACUUUAUUAAUUAUUAAUAAUUCUUGAAUAAAAUUAUUAAUAAGCCUUUGAUAACUGGACAGCCAAGCUACCGAGACGCACAACAAGUGAGUUACAGAAGAAUCAGAAGGAAAGGAAACUCUGGUGACUGUUUGUUUGGAUGGAACGAUCAUUCCUGGAGUCUGGACUGUUAUGAUGGUUGGUACCAUGUCCGUCACAAUAACAUAGUAACAUCUUCCUCCUCCUCUUCCUCAGUCUCUGACAGAGCAGCAGUGUACGUGGACGUUCCUGCUGGAACUCUGUCCUUCUACAGCGUCUCCUCUGACAGACUGAUCCUCCUCCACACCUUCAACACCACAUUCACUGAACCUCUCUAUCCUGGGUUCUGGUUCUCGUCUGGUUCUGGUUGUUCAGUGUCUCUGUGUUGAGUUCAGUCUCAAGAAUCUCCUCCUGUCAGAGAAACUGUCUCUGUUGGACAGAUAGUUGAGUCUGUACACGUCUGUCUCUGUCUCCACCAGAACACCUGGAUCACACGUUGGUGAAACUGUUCUGAAUGAUUCCUUGGAAACUUCUUCCUCUUCCGGUCCUUUAAAGGUGGAAGCUGCCGUUAUUCCAGGAUCCACAUGUUGUUCUUCCGUCUGUUUCCAGUCAGAGCUUCACCGUGAACAGCAGCGUGUUGUUUCUCUGCAGCUCAGUUCAGCUCAGAUCAUUAACUUCAUGUCAGCUGCAGGUAGUUUGCUGCACAUGUGACCAACUGUGAUGUCAGAGAGGAAUCACUGAGCUGCAAUCAGCCCAGAUGAAGUUACAACCUGCUGACAGAUCUGAGCACAAGGUUGCUGUGCAGCCAGGGUUCAUCCUGGUCUUUAUUCACACCACUUCCUGUUCCAGCCAUGACGUCACUACUGGACUGUCAGGUCUCUGUCAUGGUAAAGGGUUUGUUUGUGUGUGAGCUCUCACCAAGAUGAAUAAGAUGAUCCAUCCAUCAUCUGGAACUGCUUCUUCAUGUUCAGGGUCCCGGGGGUCGGCCUUGUUGAUUUUAAAUGUACUAUGAUGAUUGUUAUGUACAUUUGUCAGUAGAAGGAGAAAUCAACAACAAUAAUGCGCUUCUAUGGUUCCUAGACUGUAGAAGAACUGGACAAACCCUCCAUGAUGUCAUCUGUAAUGUUGUUUUCAGCUCUCAUUUUCUCAUCUAAUUAUUCAGUGAGUCAAGAAAACUGUUUGGAAAUAAGAUGUUUUUAUUGCAACCACAGAUUUUAUGAUCCAUCGUCCCCUGGAUCACAUUUCUACCAAAUCUAUAUUUCUGUAGAUACCAAAUAUGAUCGGCUGUUUUCCUCCAUCAAAAGCUGUUUCAGCAUCUAGAGUGCAGACUGCAGCUCAGGGAGGUGGUUUUGUGGAUUACCGAUCAAUAUUAAAGUGUUCAUG